Messenger RNA from Trypanosoma brucei brucei TREU927, 366 nucleotides. RefSeq lists its product as hypothetical. The coding region runs from base 1 to 366 and encodes 121 amino acids. The record is from RefSeq and is a predicted model, not a curated record. The transcript has a single exon. Lineage: Eukaryota; Euglenozoa; Kinetoplastea; Trypanosomatida; Trypanosomatidae.
AUGAGCAACCUGACAGUGAGCACAAACAAGGGAAACUAUGGCAAAGCUUACAUAGUUAAGCUGUGGCAUGUCAAUUUAAUUAAAACGUGCCAGAGUGAAGAGAGGAUGCCAUUCAGAGUUAUAAGAAAGCAAAGCCAUGAAAGUGUAAUUGACACGAUUACUUUGUUACAAUCCGAUACAAAUACGAGUAAAACACAAAUAAUAAUUAUGGGAGCAAGCCAGGAGUUACCUGUGAAGGUGAAAUUACUGCUGAUUAUAAUAGUGCGAGUGGCUCUUGACACAAAUGCGAAAACCGUAAGCACAGUUCAGCGUCCACGAGCUCAAACUGUGAAACAGGAUGAAAGCUGGUCAACGGUGAGAUUGUGA